This is a messenger RNA of Brassica oleracea var. oleracea, 1866 nucleotides long. Its product is annotated as protein CHLOROPLAST IMPORT APPARATUS 2-like. Gene Ontology annotation, cellular component: nucleus. Bases 482 to 1687 code for a protein of 401 amino acids. NCBI's taxonomy places the organism in Eukaryota, Viridiplantae, Streptophyta, Magnoliopsida, Brassicales, Brassicaceae. Gene Ontology annotation, biological process: regulation of DNA-templated transcription. The transcript is spliced from 3 exons. Gene Ontology annotation, molecular function: protein binding. The record is from RefSeq and is a predicted model, not a curated record.
UCUAAUCAAUCUUAGAUGUUCAUUGGGUUUUCUUUCUUUCUUUCUUCAAGGUGUCAAAUGAACAUCUCUAUCUUUUCAUUUCCUUUCUAGUACACAGAAUCUUCCUUUUCCCUCCUUAAAGUGUUGACAUUUUUGCUAAAUUUAGUAAACAAAGAUUUUGUCAGAGGGUUUAGGGUUUAUCAUCAUCCCAUCCCACGGGCUACAGAUAAACACCCCAAAACAAAUCAAGAUUCAUUUCCCAAAGCCAUAUUAUAACUUUCCUAAAAAGGAAACCUUAAAUCUUCUCUCUCACACGAACAGUUGAGUUGGUACUUGGUACAAUUCUCAGAACUUUUCUAAACCGACUUUUAAAGAGAAAACUUAAUUAAGAGUUAACCACAUCCUCAAGUCCAAUAGUUAUCAGAAAUGUACUCCUCUGUUUCUUGAUUUUUCAAGAAAGUCGUGUGUGUUUUUUUUUUCUCUCUCUCUCAUCGGCAGAGAAAUGUCGUCUUGUAUAAGCGGCGGCGCCACCUAUACUUUCGAGCUUAAAACGAUAAAAUCUCCACCGUCGAGAGCCGCCUCCUCACACAACACUCCUUCGCCGUCAUCUACAAUCUCCGAGUCCAACUCGCCUCCGUUCACAAUCUCCACAAGAAGGCCAAGGACUCGACGGAAACGACCAAACCAAACUUACAACGAAGCGGCGGCUCUCCUCUCAACCGCCUACCCAAAAAUCUUCUCCUCCAAGAGAAGAGCUCCGUCAGAUACUCUGUUUCUCGGGAUUAAAUCUCCUCUCAGCGACUACGACGAAGCUUCCCAGUUACUUCUUCCGUUUGAUACAAUAGAGGAGGUGUUCAAUCCCGCAAUACAGACCGAACCGUAUCAGUUCUUGGAGAAGAAAGAGUUCAGUUUCAACUCGGAGGUGACUCGGUUUGAGUCAUUAGACGAUUUCGACGCGGAAUCGAUUAUUCUUGAUGAUGAGGAUAUUGAAGAAGGGAUAGAUAGUUUUAUGGGGAGCAAUGAAUCCAACGCCCGAGAAUGUACGACGAUGCCUUGGUACGGAAGCUCUAUAGGAUUCGACUCCGUCACAAACUUCCCAUUAGAGCUCGGCUUGAGGAGCUCUCUCCGGGAAGACGACGGCGACGAUGACGCGAGCUUGUGUAGAUAUCCCACCGUGGAACUCGAACACAUCUCGCCGAGAAUUCAGACCACCACAACCGCCGCCGCAUUAGCCGAUGACGGAAAAUCCGACGCCGUGGAUAGUAUCAAGAGUAAGAUGAUCGUGACGGUGGCGGUUGAAAAGAAAAAAAAGAAGACGAAGAAGAAGAAAGUGGCUGCGGCGGCCGAGGAAUCAAAGAGCGUCGAAGAUCUGAAGACGGAGAAGAGAGUGAGUACGGUUUUGAAGCUUGACUACGAUAGGGUUUUAGAGGCUUGGUCGGAUAAGGAGUCGCCUUUCUCCGAUGAGAUUCUUGGCUCGCACGCUACCGGUAUAGACAUCCAUGCAAUGUUGGCUGAGAUAGAUUUGUUUGGAGAAAAUGGAAUGAGGGAAUCUAGUGUGUUGAGGUAUAAAGAGAAACGGAUGAAUCGACUCUUCUCCAACUCUAAACAAAUUCGAUAUCAAGUUCGUAAACUCAGUGCCGAUCAACGACCCCGUAUGAAGGGACGAUUUGUGAGAAGGCCCAACGUAAGGAACUUAAGUGGGUUAUGAUUAUGAGAGGAAGAGUAGAAUCUCUUUUGGUUAUUCAUGUUUAAUGAUCAAAGUUGUCUUUUUUUUGAUGAUCAUUAUUCCUUUCCUUGGAGAAUAUCGCAGUUAAACGUAUUGAUGAUAAAGAGGGUUUAUAAAAUUAGUGAGAUGACUCAUUCGGCAUAAUCACAUAUGAUUAACAU